GCGAUAUAAAGGAUUCCUGCUCAAUCAUCUAAUGUAGGGAAAGCCUCUCACUCAAAACCAAGUAACGAGCAUUUGAAGGCAGUAAUUUUCUCUGCCGUUUUGAUACCCGAGUUCUAAUCCGAGUUAGCUCGGUCCGAUUUUGGGGUUAAGUAAGUGUGCAGAAAUGAGUAAGAAAAGGAGGAAUCCUCUUGUUUUCUUUGAUUUAUCAGUUGAUGGGGAUCCUGUGGAAAAAAUUGUCAUGGAGCUUUUUGCUGAUGUUGUCCCUAAGACAGCAGAGAAUUUUCGGGCACUAUGUACAGGUGAGAAGGGCGUUGGAAAAUCUACUGGCAAGCCUCUGCACUAUAAAGGAUCGAUAUUUCAUCGAAUAAUUAAAGGUUUUAUGGCGCAAGGUGGUGACUUUUCUAAGGGAAAUGGCACUGGUGGAGAGAGCAUUUAUGGAGGGAAGUUUGCUGAUGAGAAUUUUAAACUGGGGCAUGAUGGACCCGGUUUUCUCUCUAUGGCAAAUAGUGGUGUGAACACAAAUGGAUCUCAGUUCUUUAUAACCUUCAAACGGCAACCCCAUCUUGAUGGGAAACAUGUUGUUUUUGGAAAGGUGGUAAGGGGAUUGGACAUAGUUAAGAAAAUUGAACAGUUAGGAACAGCAGAUGGGAAACCUGCCCGGCUUGUAAAAAUCAUUGACUGUGGUGAAUUUUCUGAAAGUAAAAUUCAGGAUGGUAAAAAGAAAGCUAAAAAGAAAAAAUCAAGGAGCAUCUCUUCAGAGGAGGAUAGUUCUGAUGGAGAAGCUGCUGAAAGGCACAAAAAUUCUUUGAAGGAAAGAAAAAAGAAAAGAAAGAGGAGAUACUCUUCAUCUGACUCUGAUUCUGAUUCUUACUCAUCAAUAUCUGAUUCAUCAUCAGCUUCAGAAUCAGAUUCUUCACUGUCUGAUUCUAGUUCUGCUAGUAUUGGAGGGCAUAGGAAAAGUAAAUCAGGAAAAAGAGAUAAGCGAGAACGUGGGAGAAGAAGGAAGGAUGCACGGAGGGUGAAGAAGAGAAGCCGGCGUGACCAACGAUCACGACGCAGAUCUAAAUGGAGUUCAGACAGUUCGAGUGAUUCUGAGAGUGAGAGUGCUAGCAGCAGUUCUCAUGACAAAAGAGCUGGUCGUAGUGGUUCAGCUCGCAAAAAGGAUGUCAGUAAGAAAUCCCUGACCCCUCCCUCAGGAAAAGGGGCUGUCAAAGAACAGCAAAGGAAUCAUGAGUUGAAGGCAACGGAGGACAACUUGUCACAUGAAGAAGGUGAAUUAUCUUUAAAGAUUGAGAAGCUUCAAAAUAAUGGGCAUGGCACUGAAGCAAAGCUGGUUAGAACUGUUGAUCGACAUUCCUAUGCAGAUAAUACAAGCAAAUCCAGGAGUAUAAGUCCAAGCCCCAAAAGAAGGUCAAACAACAGAUCUAGGAGUAGCCCCAGCUUGAGUCCUAAAGUCAGGAAUGAUGGAAGAAGUCCUCGCAAGAAGACCAGUGAUCAGAGUCCUGGCCAUAAAGCCCCUGACCCUUCUGCUUCUAACCGUGGCCGGGAUUUGUCACAAAGCCCAACUCCAGAUGGUGCUCCAAAGCGCAUUAGAAAAGGUCGUGGCUUUACUGAACGCUACUCUUUUGCACGUCGGUACCGUACUCCAGAGCGUUCACCUUCUAGAUCCUUCCAAUAUGGUGGAAGAAACUUUGAAAGGAAUAGAGAUAGGUAUUCUACUCUCAGAAGUUACUCUGAACGCUCUCCACGUAGAUAUUACAGAAGCCCAGAAAGAGGCCAGAGUCCUCCCAGGUACAACCGCAGGAGAACCCGAAGUAGGAGCAUUUCUCAUAGUCCAGAUAGUUAUCGUGGUCGUUACAGGUACCGCAAAGAAAGCCGGAGUCCAAUACGUAGUCCUAGUCCAAGAGAUAAGCGGCCAUCCAUUAGUGAGGGAUUGAAAUCUCGUCUAGGUCCCAAAAUUGAAGAAGGGCGGUCUCCUGUCAAAAAAAGAUUUAGGUCCUCAUCCAGAAGCUCUUCUCAUUCUAAAUCUCCUGAGACCUCAUCAGCAAAGAAUCGAAAUAGAAUUUCUUCUGCAUCUCCCAGCAAGUCUGCGUCAAGCUCACCGUCUGGACAAAGGGGGUUGGUUUCCUAUGCAGAUUAGAUCUCUUUUCUGAAAUAGGUAGUUGAGUGGCUUAUUGGUCAUGUACUCGUGGACUGCAUGUUCUGAUAAAACUUAUCUGAAACUUACAUGUGCCGUGAAUUUGAGUUUAAUUUAUGAGAGUAAAUUUAUGUUUGGCAUUGUUA
Molecule: messenger RNA, 2283 nt
Organism: Mangifera indica (mango)
Lineage: Eukaryota; Viridiplantae; Streptophyta; Magnoliopsida; Sapindales; Anacardiaceae
Product: peptidyl-prolyl cis-trans isomerase CYP63
Exons: 14
Coding region: 164-2140 (658 amino acids)
Biological process (GO): protein folding; protein peptidyl-prolyl isomerization
Molecular function (GO): peptidyl-prolyl cis-trans isomerase activity
Source: RefSeq, a predicted model, not a curated record